Notechis scutatus (mainland tiger snake) is the source of this 2939-nucleotide messenger RNA. RefSeq names its product cytochrome c oxidase assembly factor 1 (gene COA1). NCBI's taxonomy places the organism in Eukaryota, Metazoa, Chordata, Lepidosauria, Squamata, Elapidae. The record is from RefSeq and is a predicted model, not a curated record. Gene Ontology annotation, biological process: mitochondrial respiratory chain complex I assembly; mitochondrial respiratory chain complex IV assembly. Gene Ontology annotation, cellular component: mitochondrial inner membrane.
AAGAUGGGAGUCUAAGGUUUUCUUUCUUGGAUGUGGAAUGGAGCCAUACCUGACACAGUUAUUAUCUUUAUGCCCAGGCUUUGUAUAUUUGUGUUCAUAUAUUUUUUAAUGUCAAUUUUUAUAUCUAACUGUUGUUUUACCUGAUUGUUGAUUGUGUUUCUUCAGAAUAUUUCUCUUUGAUGUACAUAACUGUUUAUAUUGCACAUUUUGGAUUUAAUUUAUUCAAUUAUGUAUUUUUAUCUCAAGUUACAAUUUGGAUAAUAGUACAUCGUUCAUGUUGGUUAAUUGAAGCACCUUAAAUGCUGCAAAUCAGUCUAGCCAUAGGCCAAUCUCUUCAUUCAGGAAAAGGUGGAAAUAGCUUUACCACCUGCUCCAUUUGGAACGUUUUUCACCCAAGGACACAAUUAUUCUCAGAUAUCUGGAACUCAAAUAAAGAGGGAGAUAGGCUCGGUUAAAAGAGGGGAAGUGGCCUUGGAAAGCUCAAACAGUUAAGGAGAAUAGCAAUUAUGUAUGUGGUUUUCACAAUUUAAAGCAGGGAUGGAUAAUUGUACUUUCUAGAAGUUGGAGUACAUUUUUUUCUCCAUAUUUAUGCUGGCCAGGUGGAUGUUGAACACCCACAGAACAAUUUCUUGGCCAGUUUGAAAUAUUAUUUUCCAGCUUUUAGAACUGCAUCAUUUGGAAAAUAUUUUUUAAAAGGGAUGUUGCAAAAUAUUCAGGUUCAUAUUUUUUUCAGCAACAUCAGUUUUUUGCAAAGCCGGUCUUGAAUUCUGAGAGUUGUAAUCUCAAUACAUCUAGGGGACACCAAAUUGGGUAAUAUUGGUUAAUAGGAGAGGAGGAAGAUAUGAUGCAAUUUUUUUCCAGACCUGUUCUAAAGGAACUUAAAGAUACUGAUGUAUGUAACUACUUUUAAAUUCCAGAAUAAUUCUUCUUAACCAAGACAAUUGAAGAACUUCCUGGGAAGACCUUGACAAGGAAAUAAAAUAUGUCCUUAAGAAAAUUUCAGCAAAUGGCUCUUUUUAUGGGUGUUCAAUGUAUUACAGCAGGUGCUUUUACAUACUACUAUGUACAAAGGGUUUUCUCUAGAACAAAAUACUAUCAGGAUGCUCUUAAGCAACUUGAAGCAGACCCCUUAGCCCUAGAAGCACUUGGUGCUCCCCCUCUGAAAGUUCACUACAUCAGCUUGAGAGACAAGAGCAACCGUGUUGAUAAGUCAACAGCCCAGGUAAAAAUACCAGUAUCUGGAAAAAAGUCAGGUGGUUAUCUUCAUGUUAAUUCAGAAAUGGAUUUUUCCCUCAAAAGCUGGAAUCUACAGGAAGUCACACUACAGCUCUGCAAUGGCCACAGAAUUCCAGUGUACGUCUCUUCUGUGAAGACUAUUUCUGGAUAAUAUACGUAAUAUAGAGAACUGAGUUAUUAUUAUUAUUUGUAUUAAUAUAUUCAAAUUAAAUAAAGAUUCUUAUGGACAUCCAAAACAUAUGAACCAUUUAUUUAUUAUUUAAAGUUUAAGGCCGCCUGCCUUCACAAUUACUCUGAGUGGCUUAGAGUUACAAAUGUAAAAGAAAUGUAAAAUGAAAUUACAUAGAGACAAGAAUGUAACUGAAUAAAGGACAGAAUAAAAAAACAACGCCAUGGGGUGAUAGUUGACCAUCAUCCUUGCAACCAAGUCCUUAACAAUUUGCAGAGUCAAAGAGUAGAAGCAAUUCAGAUCUUUAUGGCUAUAUAAUUCCUUGGGCAGGAACCAUCACUGAGGAAAUACGCUUCCUGGGUGCCACAAAAUGACACUGCUUAAUUGACCCUUUGAGGUUUAGACUGAAACAGGUGAAGGGUGAUAAUAUAUCUAGAUUUUAAUUGGCUUGGAUUUUUAUAUCCUGUCCAAUUUUAAAAUAAUUUACAUAUAUUUCCCAGAUAUCAGGGCUGUGUAUGCUUAAAAAUAAUUUGGGAUUAAUGUUUCAUACUUUGCUUGAGCACAGCAUCUGCUUACUAUUCAUUGAAGCAACUAUGUUUUUCUGUAGUAUUCUCUGGGAGCCUGAAAAAAGAUAUUAAAUCAUGUUAAUAAUAUAGGUUAUUAAAAUUGUCAAGUAUUUUUCUAGGCUGAUGUGGGAGCUUGAAAAAGGAAUGACUGCUUUAGUUAGUAGCUGAACAGUGCUGUACUCAUAUACUUUUGUAAGAUCCAAAAUGCUUUCUCUAAAUAGUGUUUGAUUUCAGGUAUUUUAUAAAUGAGCCAGUAUGGUUUAGCAAGCAAUGUGUUAAAGUAGGAGACUCUCAACCAUGGAAACUCGCUGAAUAAUUUUGGGCCAUCAUUCUAUUUCAGACCAACCUGCAUCACAAAAAUGUAAUGUAGAGGAGACUAUGCUGUAUAUAUUCCAUUAACCUCUUGAACGGGAUAUACAAAUCUAACAAUAAAAAUUAAAAACAAAUAAAAGCUACUUGUCUUAAGCACUAAAAUGCACUCUGUAGUCAAAGAAAUAGGUAAAAACCUUUGAAUAUAGUAUUUAGUAUAUGGAUCAUACAAUUUCUUUUCUUUUAAAAAAUAAUAUUCAAUUGCUAGAAGUGUGGUGAAUCACAUGGCUAGGAUACUGGGCUGAUGAUUGGCAGUCUCACAAUUGUGACCCAGUGCUUCCAUGAGGUGGAAUGAACUCCCAUCAUAUCCUCCAGCUCCUCCUGACCCAGCAGUUCAAAAGCUGGCGACCGAAAGUACAUAGAUGGGUACUACAUCGGUGGGCAUCUUAAUGGGGACAUGAGUCCCCAACUGGGUGUUCCCUGGACACCGGUGAUAUUACCAUUCAAUCUUUUUAACUUGGAAGUGCUUUAGUGCUCCCAACACAACCAUAGCAGUAUUCAGUUGCUAUAUUGUCACCUGUGUUCCUCUUCCACAAUUAAUAGGCAGGAUUUAGUAUAAUAAUAUGAAUAAGAUUUUGAAUGCCUAAUAAAGACACAGA